GAAUUCGUUGAUUCUAAGAUUUUAACGGAGAAAGUGUUGCGAGUUUUAAAAGAAAAGUGAAAGCAAAAGCUUGAAAAAAAAAGAAUUUUUACUCCAGUCUGGAGGGGAUUUUAUUGAAUGUUGAUUCGGCAAAUCAAAAUAUUUCAUCACUUUUGAUGCAUUUUAGUGUUAUAAAAUAACCAAAUGAUUUUGUCAUCGUAACCGAACUGUUUCGUUCGUAUAUUUUGUUCUUAAAUUGUAUAGUUUCGGCUUCGUGACCUUCUAUAUAAUUCACUUUUUGUUUGGGGAUAUUUAGCGUUUCAUGGUCACUCUAUUUUUCGCUACAACCGUGCAAUGUUUUGAUGUGAAUUGUUGCGUUAGAUGAAAUUAUGUAGACUCGUUGCAAAUUGUACAAAUUAAACUCGCAUCUUAAACAAAACAAACGACGACCUCACAAUGCAGUCCCAAGAAAAAUCUCAGCCUACUUCAUCGUUGGCACCGAUGGCUGAUACAAUCACCAGUUCACCAAUCAUAUCGAUUGACUAUACGAGCAUCCGUUCGAAAACGGUUCUCAUCAGUCCCACAGAAGAACAAUUUGAGUUACUUAAAAAGCGUCUGCAAGAUCGCAUCGACGACAGCCGAGGUGAAACAAUCUAUGAUGUUGGAAUCGGUGAAGAUGGAGGUGACAAUGGACUCGAUCCUGAAGAAUAUGAGGCUGCUGUAGCCACUUUACAAUCAUUAGCUGCCACCCUUGACGCCGAUUGCGUUGAGCUCCGGCAGCGUAAAUCAGAAAAAGGUAUGACCGGUCAAUACUUGGUACGACGCCGUGUGGAUCAAACCGAUUUUAUGGAAAUUCGCGUUGCUGUGGUUGGAAAUGUAGACGCUGGCAAAAGUACACUACUUGGUGUACUGACACAUAGUGAAUUAGAUAACGGACGCGGCCACGCAAGACAGCGACUAUUUCGACAUAAACACGAAAUGGAAAGUGGACGAACGAGCUCCGUUGGAAAUGACAUUUUGGGCUUCGACAGUGUGGGCAAUGUGGUCAAUAAACCAGAUCAUGGAACGUUGGAUUGGGUUAAGAUUUGCGAGAAAAGUGCUAAAGUUAUAACGUUCAUCGAUUUGGCCGGACAUGAACGAUACUUAAAAACCACCGUAUUCGGGAUGACAGGACACGCUCCAGAUUUUGGGAUGUUGAUGAUUGGUGCUAAUGCGGGUAUUGUUGGAAUGACAAAAGAGCACUUGGGUCUAGCCCUGGCAUUGUCGGUUCCAGUGUUUGUGGUUGUGACAAAAAUUGACAUGUGUCCUCCGAACGUUCUUCAAGACAAUCUGAAGCUAUUGUUCAAAAUUCUAAAGUCACAAGGAUGCCGUAAAGUUCCAGUAAUGGUCAAAACAGCUGACGAUGUGGUUCUUUCAGCGACAAAUUUUGUGUCGGAACGGCUGUGUCCAAUAUUUCAAGUGUCUAAUGUUACCGGCGAAAAUUUGGAUCUCCUCAAAAUGUUCCUCAAUUUGUUGACAACGCGCGUCACUGGUUUAGAUAAUCUACCAGCUGAGUUUCAGAUCGAUGACACUUACUCAGUACCAGGUGUGGGCACCGUUAUUUCCGGCACUUGUCUGCAAGGAAUUAUUCGGUUGAAUGAUAUACUCUUAUUGGGUCCAGACCCGCUGGGGCACUUCACACCGAUUGCUAUUAAAAGUAUUCAUCGCAAACGGAUGAAUGUUUCAGAAGUGCGUGGCGGUCAAACAGCAAGCUUCUCACUGAAAAAGAUUAAGCGGUCGCAGAUCCGAAAAGGUAUGGUUAUGGUCGCUCCAGAAGUGAAUCCUCAAGCCUGCUGGGAAUUCGAAGGAGAAAUUCUUGUAUUGCAUCAUCCCACCACCAUUUCAUCACGUUACCAAGCUAUGGUGCAUUGCGGAAGUAUCCGACAGACCGCAUCAAUCUUGAACAUGUCAAAAGAAUGUCUGCGGACCGGCGAUAAGGCUCAAGUUCGGUUCCGAUUCAUCAAGCAUCCAGAAUACAUUCGUCCCCAGCAGCGUAUGGUCUUCCGUGAAGGGCGUACGAAAGCUGUCGGUAACGUGUUACGACCAUUGCCAACGUCAAUUGUAACACAGGGUCGCGCCAAGCCAACAAAAAUGCAAUCACGCGGUCAGAGCCAACAACAGAAUCAACAAAAUCAAAAUCCGAACAUUCAAAAUGAAUGUUCGCAGGAAGAUGCGUUGAGCGGAAAGGUUGAGAGUGUGCUGGACAUCGGCACCGACAAACGAGAUCUUGCAAGUCAUCAGCGAAACAACGCUACCAAACGACCGAAACGACCAAUUGUAAAGACAUCAACUUCGGCACAGCCCAUUCAAACCAUUUCCACAAAGGUCCAGUGAGUUUAAAUGUUGUAAAAUUUCAGAUUUUCUUUUUUAAUUUAUUGAUCGAAAAAAGUGAAGAAAAAAAAUAUUUUUGCCAGUGAUGGCAUGGUGUGGUAUUCAGUACCACAUCACUGGAAAUGUAAAAAAUAAAAAUAAAAUAUUUUACCAGUCAGCACAGCGACUAAUCGUUUGGUACAAAUAAAAGAGCUGGU
This is a messenger RNA of Bradysia coprophila, 2546 nucleotides long. It is a transcript of the gene GTPBP1, whose product is annotated as GTP-binding protein 1. NCBI's taxonomy places the organism in Eukaryota, Metazoa, Arthropoda, Insecta, Diptera, Sciaridae. The record is from RefSeq and is a predicted model, not a curated record. Gene Ontology annotation, biological process: translational elongation. Gene Ontology annotation, molecular function: translation elongation factor activity; GTP binding; GTPase activity.